UAGAGAGUCAGGAGGAGACGAACAAACCUGGCGGCUGUUGAAGAGCCUGUGAACGGCUAAAUCACUCACAACUGGCCCGCUGUUUGGUCUCAGUGGAAGUGUUUCCCCUCUUGUAAUAAUCGGACGCCUUCAUAUGUCGCUCAGUGAAAGAACAGAGUCAAAGGGUCGACCAACAGAGCAGCUAACGUUAGCGGUGUUUUACUAGCCUGCUAACAUCACACCAGCUUGGCUUGUGGAGGCUAGUUAGCUCCUCUGGCUAACGUGCUAGCUGCUGUUAGUUAGGUGCAAACACUUGACUUGCUGCUGGUGGGAAGAAGGAGCGUUUAACCUCAUCGUUAGCUUCAUCAAGCUCCAAAGGAUAUAUCUUGGUUUGGAUACACGACCUAAAGGAAUCAGCGGAGAGGCCUGCUGUCUUUGUUCAACACUACGUUUCUAAGCCUCCCACCUUCCACCUUCAGUGCCCCUGGCUCAGUAUCACUUCAAAGGGGAAGGUGUGCGGUGCUGCAGAUACCCCCAAGCUCCAGCUUUUCCAGAGCCCCUACGCAGUCCUUCGACUGACAGAAAGAAUCAACCCUUAGAGUCGGACCUGGUGUGGAGAAGACCAAUUGUGGCCUGAACAAAGACGGACAGAGAGAACUAAUGCCAAGGCCUUCUCCUCCUCAGACAGCCUAGCGAAGGUCCAGGAGGUAGCAAGCUGGCUUUUGGAAAUGAACCAGGAUCUGCUGUCGGGGGGCAGCAGCAGCAGGCGGAGUCGGGGGCCGGGGGGUCCGGCAGUCCGAGGUAACGCCUCCUCCACGGCCCGGGCACCCCAGCAGGCAGCAGAGGAGGGUGAUGAGGAUGAGCACAUGAACCGGGUAGUAGAGGAGGAAGAGCAGCUGCAGCAAAGGGCUGAGGCGUCGCAGGUUGAUGGCGAGAGAGAACAACCGUGGGAGCCAACUGAAUCGGGAGCCAGCAACGGCCCUCGGGGAGACGAGGAAGGGGAAGAAGACGAGGAGGGCCCUCCGAACGAAGUGAACGGAGAAGAGAAAGGAGCCCGAUGGAUGUGGGGGGCAGAGCAGAGGCGACUACGAGGCCAGCCGCUGGCCGAAGAGGAGGAGGAGGAGGAGGAAGAGGAGGAGAACAACAACAGCAGCAGUCACCAAGAGGAGGAGGAGGAGAGGACAGAGGGAGGGGAGGAGCAGGGCAGGGAGGAAGAGGAAGAGGAGGAGGAGGAGGAGGACGAAGAAGAGAUGGACCAAGACAGUGAUGACUUUGAACAUUCGGCGGAGAGUGGUAGGGAGGAGGAAGAGGAGGAGGAAGGAGAAGGGGAGGACGGGCUGCGGUCUCCCUCUCUCAGGAACAAUGUGUCUACCCCCAAUAACAACCUGGACUCGGGUUGCACACUCCAAAGCUCUUCCAACAAGAAGAUGAAGAGAAAGUUGGACCAUGGCCCCGAGGUCCGAUCUUUCCCUUCAGGAAAAAAGCCCUGCAAAGGCCCCGAAUAUCCAAGUCCGACAGGAAUCGUCCCGUGUCCGGCCACACCCACCACAUUUGGCCACAUCAGAACCAAUGGUCAGGGGCAGCAGAGACGGCGCAUCACCUCAAUCCAGCCUCCCACGGGUCUCCAAGAAUGGCUCCGGACAUUUCAGAGCUGGACCGGCCCAGAGAAGCUGCUGGCGCUGGAUGAGUUGAUUGACAGCUGCGAGCCCACACAAGUCAAGCAUAUGAUGCAGGUGAUCGAGCCGCAGUUUCAGCGAGACUUCAUCUCCCUGCUGCCCAAAGAGCUGGCUUUGUAUGUGCUGUCAUUCCUGGAACCGAAGGACCUCCUCCAAGCGGCCCAGACGUGUCGCUACUGGCGCAUCCUGGCAGAAGACAACCUGCUGUGGAGGGAGAAAUGCAGGGAGGAAGGCAUCGAUGAGCCUCUGCCCCUCAAGAAGAGGAAAAUCGUCAAGCCUGGCUUCACUCACAGCCCCUGGAAGAGUGCCUACAUCAGGCAGCACAGAAUAGACACCAACUGGAGGAGAGGAGACCUCAAAUCACCCAAGGUGCUGAAAGGUCAUGACGACCAUGUGAUCACCUGCCUCCAGUUCUGUGGCAACCGCAUCGUCAGCGGCUCGGACGACAACACGCUUAAAGUGUGGUCGGCCAUCACAGGAAAGUGUCUGCGCACGUUGGUGGGCCACACGGGGGGCGUGUGGUCAUCCCAGAUGCGAGACAACAUUAUUAUCAGCGGCUCCACUGAUCGCACACUCAAGGUCUGGAACGCAGAGACAGGAGAAUGUAUCCACACCCUCUAUGGGCAUACCUCAACAGUGCGCUGCAUGCACCUACAUGAGAAAAGGGUGGUCAGUGGCUCUCGUGACGCCACGCUGCGCGUCUGGGACAUUGAGACGGGUCAGUGUUUACACGUCCUCAUGGGCCACGUGGCGGCUGUGCGCUGCGUCCAGUACGACGGGAGGCGGGUAGUCAGCGGUGCCUACGACUUCAUGGUCAAAGUGUGGGACCCCGAGACGGAGACCUGCCUCCACACGCUGCAGGGCCACACCAACAGAGUGUACUCAUUACAGUUUGAUGGGAUCCACGUGGUGAGCGGCUCAUUGGACACGUCUAUAAGGGUCUGGGAUGUGGAGACGGGCAACUGCAUCCACACGCUGACGGGGCAUCAGUCCCUCACCAGCGGCAUGGAGCUCAAAGACAACAUCCUGGUCUCAGGCAACGCAGACUCCACUGUCAAGAUCUGGGACAUCAAGACGGGCCAGUGCCUGCAGACACUGCAAGGUCCCCACAAGCACCAGAGCGCCGUGACGUGCCUCCAGUUCAACAAGAACUUUGUCAUCACCAGCUCGGACGAUGGCACGGUUAAACUGUGGGACCUGAAGACGGGCGAGUUCAUCCGAAACCUGGUGACUCUGGAGAGCGGCGGCAGCGGCGGUGUGGUGUGGCGCAUCCGGGCCUCAAACACCAAGCUGGUGUGCGCGGUGGGCAGCCGCAACGGCACAGAGGAGACCAAGCUGCUGGUGCUGGACUUUGACGUGGACAUGAAGUGAGAAGGGACGUGGUGGGGAAGGACGAAGAGAGCGAACCCGCCGAGAGGAAGGAGUAGAGAGGGAAUGGGAGAUGAGGAAGCGGAGGGCCGAAGCCCAGAACUCUUCACCCAAACUCGCAAAAUCUACAACCACCACUGCUGACAGUGGGCUGUCCUGUCCUCCACCAUCAUCUCCCCGUCCCCCUCUGGGCAAAUGUUACUGACGGAGCCACUGACCCCUCGCACGUGUUCAGCCCCCGCUUUCCACCCCCUACCACCAGUACGAGGUGGAGUCGGAGGGGAUCGGGCUGGAAGCGGGGUGGACCGGUCUGUCCCUCGAUUUGUCUGGGAGAACGAAGAAAGGAACGACUGACGACUGAACUCUUUUGAAGUGACUCUCAACCCUUUCGGUUCGGGGUCCGCUUCGCACAGAGACUUGGUUUCGCUCAAGCCUGACAGAUUUUGAGAUGUACAGAGAUAUAUUAUUUUUUAAAGACCCCCCCCCCCCCCCCCCCCCCACCACACACACACACACACACCCUUCCUCCCCUUCCCAUCAGUGCGCGCCCACACACACACACACACACGCAUACACUCAAAACGGCCAACCGGAACACAUUGAAAGUAAAAUGUGCACAGUUACACCUGAAGAGCUUGUAGAGGCUUCGGCCUUUUCUUGUCACUCCAAUUCCGUUCUUAUUGUUGUCCACAAGGUUUCUGUAGUUUACUUUACAGUAUCGCACACAAACACAACUGUGAAUUUCAAUACGCUCUCUUGGUUCAUCAUAUGAAAGGGGUUUCUCUCAUGUUGUUUUUUUUCUUCUGUCUUCGCGGUUGCCAACAGCAACAGAUCCCAGUAUUAGAAACCUGCUCUGUUUAGGUUUUGCUGUCAUUAUGUCACAAGGUUAAUUUGUCUUUGUCUUUUUAUUUGAGUUGUUUGUUCUUCCUUUCUGUUUUCUAAACACCUGGGUUUGGAGCUCUGCCUCCACAUAAACAUCAACGCUGUCCAGAAAUCUUUUCAGAGUCUAGCCGGGGUGUUUCCCACAAUGCCAGCGCUGUGACGAGAGGAAGUAAUGCUCUAAGCGCUGUGGAUUCUUGCCCCUGCACCCCCCGAGCCCCUUCCCUCUCUACUGUUUUCUCCCAGUGGCCAAACUGUAUUUAUGCUGCUAGAUGAAUGGAAAAAAAGAGAGAUGGAACUUUUACUUGCUGUGACGUUUUAGUCCCAGGCAAAAUUCCAAAUUGAACUCUAUAUGUUUGGACUUAAAGAAACAAAAGAUCACAAAAGUUAACAUCCAACAUUUUUGUUUUAUUUUGUUUGUUUUUGCCACUUGAGCCAAACGUGCCUCUACGAGGCUGAGAGGAGGGAGCGUGUCCGACAGAUCCUGACGGGAUCGCCUGCAGAGAGGAAACAAGGGGAUGUGCACUGUUGGUGUGCGUCUGUGUGCGUGCAUGAGUGCGUGUGUUAAUGGGCAACUUGUAAACACAUUCCUUGGGACAACGCUCUUUCAGCCUGUUCUUUGGGGAAAUGUACAAAUGCUGUGUGGACUGGCAAAGAAAAAAAAUUGCAGAUGUAUUGAUUUUAACACGUGAAUGAAAGAACUGUCCGUAUCCGUGUGUGAUUGUUGUUCCAUUCAAAGAUGUCGGAAGCAACAGAGGAGACCAUCACAAGCAUCGACUUGACAGGUCGAGCUGCCAGGAGUCUAAGUGUUACAUGUGUUGCAGUUAAAAUCAUCGGGGCGGCGCUCGCAGCCUCGAGGAUUGUCAGUGGGGAAAAAUAAAAACACAAAAGGCAACAAACGUGAACAGAAACAUUGUAGCCAAACGAAAAAUUGUCUCAAUCUCCAAGAGUCACAACUCGAGCUGAACUGUGAAAGUGGUAUAACACUGUAUAUUAAAAAAGAAAACAAUCUUGCUCUAUCUCCUCUCGUUGUUUUCUCCCUGUUUUAAUUUAUGAUCUGGUUUGAGAAAUCAGAUUUGUUGCAGGUGUUUUAUUUUUUCAGUUCAUGUAAACUGCCUGGCAAAAAAAGAAAACAGACAGAAAAAACCUUAAAGGGAUUGUGUAUUUGUUUGAUUCACUUAGAAUUUUAUUUUCUUAUAACUUAAGUGCAAUAAAAUGUGGGUUUUUCUUUUUUCAUUUCAAGCAUAUCAGUUGUCUGUUUUUGUUACCUGUGUGAAGGCAUCUUAUAUGUUCAAUAAAGCAAAUUAUUUGGUUAAUUA
Molecule: messenger RNA, 5221 nt
Organism: Cottoperca gobio
Lineage: Eukaryota; Metazoa; Chordata; Actinopteri; Perciformes; Bovichtidae
Gene: fbxw7
Product: F-box and WD repeat domain containing 7
Exons: 15
Coding region: 708-3026 (772 amino acids)
Biological process (GO): ubiquitin recycling; proteasome-mediated ubiquitin-dependent protein catabolic process
Cellular component (GO): nucleus; cytoplasm
Molecular function (GO): ubiquitin binding
Source: RefSeq, a predicted model, not a curated record